Penicillium subrubescens is the source of this 861-nucleotide messenger RNA. RefSeq names its product DODA-type extradiol aromatic ring-opening family dioxygenase. The coding region runs from base 1 to 861 and encodes 286 amino acids. The record is from RefSeq and is a predicted model, not a curated record. The transcript is spliced from 3 exons. Gene Ontology annotation, molecular function: zinc ion binding; oxidoreductase activity, acting on single donors with incorporation of molecular oxygen; ferrous iron binding. Lineage: Eukaryota; Fungi; Ascomycota; Eurotiomycetes; Eurotiales; Aspergillaceae.
AUGGGUCUAACACCAGUACACUUCUUCUCCCAUGGCUCGACCAUGAUGCUGGGAGAAGAGUCCGAGAGCGCCGAUUACUGGAAGAAGUGCGGUGAUGAAGCCCUCGCCCGAAAGAUCAAGGGUGUCAUCAUUAUGGGAGCGCACUGGGAUUGUCUCGGCGACAGAAUCGAGCUAUCCACGAAUCCCAACCCCGGCAAAAGUCCCGUGGCCUACGUCAAUCCCGAGAAGUACAUCAACUAUGAGCUGAAACCCGACCUCGAAACCACCGAUCGCUGUAUCAAGAUGCUAGCCAAGGAGGGCUUCAAUGUUGGAGGUAACGCCAAGUUCGACUGGAUUCACGAUGUCUACCUCAUUCUCAUCCGCAUGUUCCCCGGAGGCUGCCCGCCCACAACUUUGAUUUCAGCCAACGCCCGUUACGAUCCCCACUUCCAUAUGAAGAUGGGUGCGACUCUGCGUCCUCUCCGUUGGGAGAACUACCUCAUCAUCGGCACGGGUGGUGCCGUACACAAUCUCUACCGCAACCGAUGGGCACCCAUGUUGCGUUUCCGUGACAACUUUGCCAUGGAGACGCCACCAGAGGACUGGGCUAUGGAGUUCCGACAGGCCGUUGAGGAUGUUAUUACCAAGACGUCUGGAGUGCAGCUGCGUCGAGCUAUGACCCGGUUGAUGAAGCAUCCUCGCUUCCGGGAUGCCCAUGCCACUGAUGACCAUUUCAUGGCGGCGUUGUUCGUGGCUGGUGCGGCCGGAGAUGUAGAAGAUGCAAACACCCCGGCUGAGUUGGGUGCCGAGAGCUGGGAGUUGACCAAUAUGUGCAAUUCGCAGUUCACUCUGGGUCAGUGGUCCAGGGAGAUUGCCGUGUAA